Molecule: messenger RNA, 1427 nt
Organism: Oncorhynchus keta (chum salmon)
Lineage: Eukaryota; Metazoa; Chordata; Actinopteri; Salmoniformes; Salmonidae
Product: snRNA-activating protein complex subunit 3
Biological process (GO): snRNA transcription by RNA polymerase II; snRNA transcription by RNA polymerase III
Cellular component (GO): snRNA-activating protein complex
Molecular function (GO): core promoter sequence-specific DNA binding; RNA polymerase II cis-regulatory region sequence-specific DNA binding; bent DNA binding
Source: RefSeq, a predicted model, not a curated record
UGGCUGCCCCACUCUGUUUUAUGGCGAAGUCGGCGCAAUGCAAAAGUGACGUGUAUAAAUAUAAAAUAAAUGUAAAAUAAGUCAAUCAAUCGGUAGUUACUCUUGUAUUUUCCCAUCUCGAGACACUUCAUUACCCAGCGUUACCUGGGAGUUUUGACGUCAUUUAGAUGAAAAAAUGGCGGCGGGCAGCAGCUCAAACGUGAACGAAAAUAUUCCAGUUUUUGAGUAUAAAGACAUAAACACCAAACCAUUCCACGUUGGCUCAUUCAGGACCGCAUGGCUUGAGAAAUUAAAACCAAUUGACUAUUCAUACGAGGAUAAAUACGAAGAGACUGAAGAUGCCGACUUUGCAAAGGAAAUGGGAAUCGCACCAGAAACGUUGGAUGAACUGAAAGCUAUCUGCAGCGUUGACAAUCUUCGGUGUCAAGCUGAAGACGAGCCUCUUGACACCAACGUUGUGCCACCUGACCCCACUCUUCAAACACUAAUACAGAGGAAGAAGAAGCAGGACUACAAAGGCACCCUGAGGAUCGAUAAGAUAAGCAGAGUUGACCACUACCAAGACGAACUGGAGAGCCUAGCGGUGGGGAAAAGGCCUGAGGACCCUGUUGACUUGGUGCCAGAAGGGGAGAUCAUUUUGAGCAUCAACGUUCUCUACCCAGCCAUAUUUGAAAGAUUUAAGUAUGUGAGGCCCCACAUGACCCUUCAGAUGCUGGGCUCCCAUAGUCUGGUGGACCAGGACGCUAUCUGCUGUAUCAGCGACCUGCAGGUCUUUGGAGAGUUCAGCAACACGCCCGACAUGGCACCGGACUUCAUCAGCAAGGAUCACUUCAUUGCCUUCUUCUACUUUGAAGGGGUCUUCUACAAUGACAUGCGUCACCCUGAGUGUCAGGACAUGAUUUGAGUAAUUGCGUUGUACUAUAUUUCCAGGACCACCAUUGAUUGGGCAAAGACCAGAGACUUCCCCACAUUCCACAAGGCCAAGAUGGAGGACACCAGAUUCUACGACCUGAAGGUGAAGGUGGGCUACCCCUACCUCUUCUGUCACCAGGGAGACUGCGAGCACGUUGUCAUCAUCACCGAUAUCAGACUGGCUCAUAAGGAUGACUGCCUGGAUAGGAAGUUGUACCCUCUCCUUACCCACAAGCACAGGGUCAUGACCAGGAAGUGCGCCGUGUGUCACGUCUACAUCGGCAGAUGGUUAACCACAAAUGAUCCAUUUGCCCCAAAUGACCCGUGUCUCUUCUGUGAGCGAUGCUUCCGCAUGCUUCACUACGACAAGAAAGGAAACAAACUAGGACAGUUCCUGGCCUACCCUUAUGUGGACCCUGGGGCCUUCAACUGAGACGUCCCGUUUCUCCCUCCUACUGCUGUGCAGUAUUAGUAAUGGUACAUAUUUCUGUUGGCAUUAAAGCACUUUAUUUACA